AUGCCGCCUUUCUCCCUCCUCGUCCUCGCCCUCGGGCUCGUCCUCGCCCGCGCCCUGACUCGCCCUCGCGCAAGCCCUGACUCGCCCUCAUCCUCGCUCGCGUCCCUCCUCGUCCUCGCCCUCGGGCUCGUCCUCACCCGCACCCUGACUCGCCCUCGCACGCACCUCGACUCGCUCUCGUCCUUGCCCUCGGCCUCGCCCUUGCCCUCGCCCUCGCCACGGAGAGGAACAAGGCGCAAGGGGCGCACCCCGCGCGGCGGGCACGCCAACAGCGUCGGCGGGCAGGCGUUGUCGCGGCGCCUCGUGGUGCCGCAUGCGGCGGCAGGCGGGGAAUCGCCGCCCGACGAUGGGCGGAACGGCGAGGGGGAGUUCGAGGCCGAGGAGGAGCAGCUUCUGUACCGCGUGCCCAUAUUUGACCCUGCCCUAGUCGAGUUCUGCUCGCCCCCGCCUCUUGAGGACGCGGCCGCUCUCGCGUCGUCCUGCAACGAAGACGGCGCCGUCGAGGACCCCGCGAAGCCGGAUCCAGUGACACCUGCAGCGGCGCCGGUGGUCCAGUUCUUCCCCGACGGCGGAAAUGCCAACUUCGAGCCCACCGACGCCGAGCUCAGGGAGUUCGCCGCGGACAUGGAAGCCCUCCUCGGGCACGGCCUGGACGACGGCAACGAGGAGGGCUCGUCGUUCUAUAUGGAGACGCUGGGCCUCCUGGACCCAGUGGAAGUGGGCGACGACGCCACGCGAGUCAAGGUGGAGACCGACGGCGGCAGUAGUGCCUGCGAAGCCAGUGGCACGCUGGCCUGCGCCCUCGAGCUGCUGGACCCAGAGGCGUCUGACGAGAUGAUGCUGGACAUCGACUUCAACUACGGCUCGCCUCUGGACACGACGACGACGGACGAGAAGGCCGCGAGCAGCGACACGGGGGCCGCCGACGCUCAGUUCUUGCAGACGAGCCUCUCGCUCACCCUCAACUACGAGGCCAUCAUCCAGAGCCGGGGGAGGUCGCCGUGGACCAGCGGAGGCGAGCGACCACACGUCAAGCUCGACGACAGCUGGCCCCACGACUACACGAACAUGUGGGUUGUGGGAGGAGUGGUCGGCCACGGCGGCGAGGACCUGCUGGGCACGGCGAGGCUGGGGAUGGACGGCGGGCGGGAGGCCCGAGUGUCGCGGUACCGGGAGAAGCGGAGGACGCGACUCUUCUCCAAGAAGAUCCGGUACGAGGUGCGCAAGCUCAACGCCGAGAAGCGGCCACGGAUGAAGGGCCGCUUCGUCAAGCGCGCCACCGACUGUGGCAGCCUCGCCAUCGCUGGCCUCGCUUAA
Molecule: messenger RNA, 1317 nt
Organism: Miscanthus lutarioriparius
Lineage: Eukaryota; Viridiplantae; Streptophyta; Magnoliopsida; Poales; Poaceae
Source: the annotation of a GenBank genome assembly